Molecule: messenger RNA, 1111 nt
Organism: Python bivittatus (Burmese python)
Lineage: Eukaryota; Metazoa; Chordata; Lepidosauria; Squamata; Pythonidae
Gene: GSTP1
Product: glutathione S-transferase pi 1
Biological process (GO): glutathione metabolic process
Cellular component (GO): cytosol
Molecular function (GO): glutathione transferase activity
Source: RefSeq, a predicted model, not a curated record
GGCGAAGUAGCGGAGCGUGACUCAGCAUUUUCUUCGUGCAGAUGCUAGAAAGUCUGGUCGAUCAAUCACUCCCUGCUUUGGUUGUGCCUCGACCCGCAGCUUUUCCGACAUGCCUGGCGAGUACACCCUCACCUAUUUCCCCGUUCGAGGGCGUGGAGAGGCCAUACGCAUGCUGCUGGCUGAUCAGGGUCAGGAGUGGAUAGAGGAUGUGGUGAAUGGGGAGAUUUGGCAGAAGGGAGAUCUCAAGCAAUUAUGUGUCUUUGGCCAACUGCCUAGAUUCCAGGAUGGGAAUUUUAUAUUGCAUCAGUCAAAUGCUAUUCUGCGCCACUUGGCUAGGAAUCAUGGACUCUAUGGUCAAGAUGCAAAGGAAGCAGCACUGCUGGACAUGGUGAAUGAUGGUGUGGAGGACCUGCGUCUUAAAUAUGGCCACUUAAUCUACCAGAACUACGAAUCUGGCAAAGCUGCUUACAUUGAGGCCCUGCCAGCUGAGCUGCGUCCCUUUGAGAAGCUUUUGGCUCAGAAUGAUGGAGGGAAAGGCUUCAUUGUAGGCAAACAGAUUGCCUUUGCAGACUAUAAUCUGCUUGACCUUCUACACGUCCACUUGGUCCUGGCACCCAACUGCCUGGCUUCCUUGCCUUUGCUGGCUGGAUAUGUGCAGCGCCUCAAUGCCCGGCCACUUCUCAAGGAUUUCCUGGAAUCAGAUGCCCGUAAGAAACGUUUCAUCAAUGGGAAUGGCAAGCAGUGAAGCCAUUUCUCUAGGAUGAACCCUGAAGAAAGAGGGACAAAGGCAGGUGGGAACUCACCAUGGAAGUCUUCCCAGCUACACUCUGAGGUUCUCAUCAUCAACUGCCCAGUGUGAAGGAUCCUAGAAAUAUGCUGUUUUUCAAAUAUUAAUUAUAUGUAUAAUCUUUGAAAACAUUUUCAUUUGGAAAGCUUGCAAUAAACAUACCUAAACUCUACUAAAUCCAGUUAUGUCUUGAUUGUACCCUUUUCCUCAUUCCACAGCAUGCAUUACUUGUACACCACUGAAAUAUGGGAGAAGUUGUUGAAUGUCUUGUGUAAAUAUACUGAGCGUAUAAAGACGAACAGAAGAUCAUCUUCCCACAUUUGU